AUGGCGGCGACAAACGAAGAACUCCAAGCAGCGAUUUUGCAGCUUCUCCAGCGGUUGGCCGUUCCACAAGCAACGAACCCAGAGCAAGUUUUGGAAUCCCUGUCGACGAACAUCAGCGAGUUCUGCUUCGAUCCGGAGAACGGUACCACAUUCGAAAAUUUGUUUGCUCAUUACUCGGAUUUGUUUGAAAGCGACGCACGAAGUCUGGACGACGCAGCAAAAGUUAGGCUUCUGCUCCGGAAGUUGGACACGCCCUCUAACAGUCGCUACGUCAACUACAUCCUUCCGAAACUACCAAAGGACGUAACGUGUGCCGAUACCGUCAAGACACUCACAAAGAUCUUUGGCAGACAGACCUCCGUAUUCCACAAACGCUACCAGUGCAUGCAGCUACUCAAGUCCGAGGCUGACGACAUAAUCACCUAUGGCGGAAAAGUCAACAGGGCAUGUGAAGAGUUCGAGCUCCAGAAUUUGAAGAUUGAUCACUUCAAGUGCUUGAUUUUCGUCUGUGGUCUAAAAGCACCACGGUACGCGGACAUUCGAGCAAGGCUUCUAUCCCGGAUUGAAGGUGAAACGGCUGAUGCUCCGGUGACAAUUCAAACUCUGAUCGAUGAGUUCCAGCGGCUCGUCAACAUCAAGUCGGACACUACGAUGAUCGAACAUCCAUCAAGUACGAAGAAUUCGGUCCAUAGCAUUUCGGAGAAGAAACCCGGAAACCAGCAUCGUCCACUGAAAACGGAAAGCAAGUCCACUCCUCGUACUCCAGUAUGUAACCGCAUCGGUCAUAAAGAAGGCUACUGUAGCUGCAUCAAGAAGUCUUCAAGCGACUCUUCAACUCAACCUCGAGAGAAGAAGCAGUUCCAGAAGAAGGCCGGUUCCAGAUCUCAAGCCAAGGGAAUUUUCGUGAAGCACAUCGCAAACAGCAACCGGAAACGCAAGUAUGUGACCAUCAACAUCAACGGUGUCAUGACUUCGCUACAACUGGAUUCUGCAAGUGAUAUCACGGUGAUUUCCAAGAAAACUUGGCAGCAACUGAGACAACCAAAGCUAACUCCAUCAUCGAUCGAAGCCUCCAACGCAUCUGGUGGACCACUCGCUCUCAUCGGAGAAUUCCAUUGUGAAGCAGUCCUCAAUGACAUGGUCAAACGUCGUCAGUGUUUCGUAACGUCAUCACCAGAUCUCAACGUAAUGGGUAUUGAUUGGAUCGACAUGUUCAACCUGUGGUCGGUUCCGUUCGAUACUCUCUGCAAUCAUGUUUCUGCUGUAUCCAGACCAUGUUUCGCCGAAGCUAGAGCACAGCUGCAAGCCGAGCAUCCGGCGGUUUUCGACGACUCGCUGGGACACUGCAAGAAAACCAAGGUAAACUUAUUCCUCAAACCUCACGCCAAACCAGUUUUCUGUUCGAAGCGACCAGUUCCGUUCAACACGAUUCCGCUGGUCGAUGCAGAAUUAACACGUCUUCAGUCUCUGGGAAUCAUCACGCCGAUCGAUUUCUCAGAGUGGGCCACUCCGAUUGUAGCAGUACGCAAACCGAAUGGUAAAGUUCGCAUCUGUGCGGACUACUCUACGGGACUCAAUGAAGCGCUUGAAGCAAACCACUAUCCUCUACCUACCCCGGAGGAGAUCUUCGCACAGCUCAACGAAAGCACCAUAUUCAGCAUCAUCGACCUUUCCGAUGCAUGCCUGCAAGUGGAAGUAGAUGAAGAAUCGAAGAAGCUCCUCACCAUAAACACGCAUCGAGGCCUCUUCCAAUUCAACCGGCUCGCUCCAGGGGUGAAGUCAGCGCCUGGAACAUUCCAAAGACUGGUUGACAGCAUGAUAGCCGACAUUCCUGGUGUUCGGUCGUUUCUCGACGACGCUAUCAUCUUCGGAAGAACCUGGGAGGAACACAAGGCGUCACUAGACAAGCUACUACAACGUCUAGAGGAAAAUGGGUUCCAUGACAAGCUGGAAAAGUGCCAUUUCUUCCAAACCGAAAUCAGAUAUUUGGGGCAUAUCAUCGAUCGAAACGGUAUCUGUCCGGAUCCAGAGAAGCUUCAAGCCAUCGCCUCUAUUCCGGCACCCACCAAUGUUUCCGAAGUGCGAUCGUUCCUGGGAGCCGUUAAUUUCUACGGCAGAUUCGUGCGCAACAUCCAUGAACUUCGUCAUCCUCUCGACCAAUUACUCAAGAAGGAUUCGAAGUGGCAGUGGAAUUCCGAUUGCCAACGGUCUUUUGAGCAAUUCAAGCAAGUCCUGCAGUCUGAUAUGUUGCUGACGCAUUACGACCCGAAGUUACCAAUCAUCGUAGCAGCGGACGCCUCCAGCACGGGCAUCGGUGCAGUCAUCUUCCAUGAAUUUUCGAAUGGAUAUCUGAAGGCAAUCCAGCACGCAUCAAGAUCCCUCACCCCAGCGGAGAAAGGUUACGGGCAGCCGGAAAAAGAAGCACUAAUAUAUGCGGUAACGAAGUUUCACAAGUACCUCGUUGGGCGCAGAUUCACUCUGCUCACGGAUCACAACCCGCUGUUAUCAAUCUUUGGAUCGAAGAAGGGCAUACCUUUGCACACCGCAAAUCGACUUCAACGAUGGGCAUUGAUGCUUCUCAACUACGACUUCGACAUUCGGCACGUGUCUACCAACGACUUCGGAUGCGCCGAUAUGCUGUCAAGACUCAUCGGCCGUUCUAAGCAGCAAGAAGAGGAGUACAUUGUGGCAGCGAUAUCCCUAGAAAAAGACAUGGUGAGCAUUAUUCAAAACACUAUCGAGCAGGUACCAGUUUCGUUCGCAGACAUCAAAAGUGCAACACAGGCAGAUGAACCACUACAAGCGGUGCUGCAGUUCAUUCGUGAGGAUUGGCCAAACGAUGCACAAUCAGUCGAAGAUCCAGAGAUUCGAGUCUACUUCAACAGGGUAGUCGUUCCGAGCAAGUUCAGAAGGCAAAUCCUGAAGCAGUUUCAUCGCGGACAUCCCGGCAUGGUACGAAUGAAGUCUAUUGCCCGCAGUUUCGUUUACUGGCCCGGAAUCGACAACGACAUCGAGAAUUUCGUCCGGCAAUGCACUCCCUGCUGCACUGCUGGAAAAGCACCAGUCAAAACAACGCUUGAAUCGUGGCCCAUCUUCGACGGUUUUGGCCUAGACGUACCAUCCGUUCCUGCAACGAUACCGGCUGCAGUGCCCGACGAACUUGGUCCAGUUGAUGAAGAGCUUGGAAGUGAUGAGGCGGAGUAUUUUUCGGAUGAUAGUGAGGCAGACAAUCCACCACAGCAAGAUCCAGUACCAGUUCCGCCAGCAACAAGGGAACGCCGGCAGACUCGUUUACCAGCUAGAUUCGAGGAGUACUGGAUUAAUUAA
Ochlerotatus camptorhynchus is the source of this 3327-nucleotide messenger RNA. RefSeq lists its product as uncharacterized. The transcript has 3 exons. The coding region runs from base 1 to 3327 and encodes 1108 amino acids. The record is from RefSeq and is a predicted model, not a curated record. NCBI's taxonomy places the organism in Eukaryota, Metazoa, Arthropoda, Insecta, Diptera, Culicidae.